This is a messenger RNA of Oncorhynchus kisutch (coho salmon), 2446 nucleotides long. Its product is annotated as cryptic protein-like. Bases 319 to 774 code for a protein of 151 amino acids. The transcript has 5 exons. NCBI's taxonomy places the organism in Eukaryota, Metazoa, Chordata, Actinopteri, Salmoniformes, Salmonidae. The record is from RefSeq and is a predicted model, not a curated record.
GGUGUGACCUCACUGGAGAAGGCUGGGCAAAUAUGCGCAAGAAUGCCAUCAGGGGUUUGAGCGUGCGGCCUUUGGGGAGGGUCGCCACAAUGCUGGAUGGAUGCUUUUAUCCAGAGAGUAUCGCAUUCUCUGGAAUACAGAGCUUGUGGACUUGGAACAGAAGAGAGGAGCAGUAUUUAUUAGUAUUUAUUUAUUUUAUUUGACCUUUAUUUAACGAGGCAAGUCAGUUUAAGAACAAAUUCUUAUUUUCAAUGACGGAACAGUGGGUUAUGUAAUUGCUUGUAGUGUAUUGUGUAAUAUAAUAUGUAAAUUACCUGAAUGUUUACUUUAGCCUGUUGCAAUAGUCCUAGAAGAAGCAUUCUGCAUGUGAGCUUGGAUUAUUGGCCAACUCCGGGAGAACAGAAUGAGUUUGGCAACUUUUUGGGCUGUGAAGGAUCUGAAUGUACCAAAACCAUAGAGGUAUUGACCAGAGCGGUAGACUCUGGGAAAACGAUCCAGCAGAACGCUGAUUACCUGAACCAGUUCAAAGAGAUGAGCUCUCCUGCUGGGGACAGAAAACAUUGUGAUGCGGGCUUGGUCUUACCCUUCGUCGGCCUCACUGGAAGUCUAAAGCAGAGUCGAAACUGUUGUAAAAAUGGUGGUACCUGUAUUUUGGGAAGCUUUUGCGCGCCACACUUCAUUGACCGGAGCUGUGAAUACCAGGAACGCGUCGGGAGCUGUGGUAUCAUUCCCCAUGGAGAGUGGGUGCAGAAAGGCUGCUCAUACUGCAGAUGAGGUCCAGGAAGUCCGCUGGUUUCGUUCAAUGGGUGUUGCAGACGAAGUAACUACUGUGUCUAGUACCUCCGUUUCUUAGUUUGCUCAUUUGAGAAGGGAUGAAUUAGAUGGAUUUCAGCCUCAAAGGCCUCAGAAUGAAAUGACUCCUGGUUUUGGGCAGCGUACUGAAAUAUCUGCGUCACUGAAAUUAAAAUGUUAAUCCUAGUGGAAGUCGGAGCUACAACUUGCUGGGUUAAAAGCAACUGUCUUGUAAGUGUGAAGGAGGCUGUACAUAAGAUUUUUAUAACAACUACUUUGUAUUGUGCUUUUUAUUCUCAAUCUGAUGAAUAUGUGAAUAUGAAUAUGAUGAUAUCAUGAAUAUGUAUCAAUCUGAUGAAUAUGUGUUCUGGUGGUUGAACGACUCAAUCAUUUCAUGUGUCCUUUGUUCUACGCUCUUGCUUUACAAAUGGAAAAUGAUGAAGUACACUAUAUAUACAAAGUAUGUGGACACUCCUCAAAAUUUGUGAAUUCGGCAAUUUACACACCUGAUAUUGACAGGUGUAUAAAAUCGACCACGCAGCCAUGCAAUCUCCAUGGACAAACAUUAGCAGUAGAAUGGCCUUACUAAAGAGUUCAGUGACUUUCGAUGUUGCACCGUCAUAGGAUGCCACCUUUCCAACAAGUCUGUUAGUCAACUUUCUGCCCAAGUGGUAGGCCACACAAGCUCACAGAACCAGACUGCCGAGAUCCUAUUAUUGGAUUCUAUGUGUAAUUAUAUUGUCAAAACCAUUAAAACAAGAUUUUAAUGUGUCAUGGUAAAAAAAAAUGGACAUAAUAGCAAUAGCAUUUAAUAGUAAAGAAAUGGUCAUGUGAAUCAGAGUCUUUAAUAACUCCAUUUUUAAGAGUUGUAAUUAAAACACGUUUAAACAAACUACCGAUUGAUUGGUUUUGUAAAUGUAAUUUGGCCAUUGGCCCAUUGUCUCUCCCAGCCAGUGCUGAAACACCCCUCAAAGCUCUAUUUUGUUAUUUUAUUUAUCUCUGUUUUCGUUUCUGCAGAACAUAACACAGAUUAGAUUUGGCACUGAGUCGUGACACAAGGGGAGGGAGAAUAAGGCAGACUUUCGAGUUAAUCAAACGUCUGUUGUCUAUGUGCUGCUAUGCCCAUGUCAGGACUGAAGGUCCACUUCCUGCUCUCCCGCUGUGACAGGCUGAACAAAUCAAGGGGUCAGCCACUGAACACUCUUCAGAAAUAGAAAAGGACAUAGUUAGAACUCCCAGCUCACUGAUGGCUCUCCUUCUUUGGCACUUCCUCUGUCUACAAGGUCAACUGGAUGUUGGUUCAAUCAGCCUCAGCCAGAAACCCAAAACCACUGAUGGCUCUUCCUGUGUAGCGUGUACCAGGUCUGAGUAAACAGCCUCAGCUUAGACAAACUCUAAAUCACUGAUGGCUUUCCCUGUGUACCACGACUGAAUGUUGGGUCAGACAGAGACAGACAGACAGACAGACAGAGAUUUUCAGCACUAAAACAGCAUUUUGAUUUACUUUCUUAGUGACAAGGAGCAUUUGUGGGCAGAGAUUAAGCCUAGUCCUGGGCAGUCGUUUAAAGUAUUUAAGUAUGGCAGGUAGCCUAGUAGUUAGAGCGUUGGGCCAGUAACCAAAAGGUUGCUGGAUUGAAUCCCUGAGCUGACAAGG